Carassius carassius (crucian carp) is the source of this 1343-nucleotide messenger RNA. RefSeq names its product WD repeat domain 89 (gene wdr89). The transcript has 3 exons. Gene Ontology annotation, molecular function: protein binding. The record is from RefSeq and is a predicted model, not a curated record. The coding region runs from base 96 to 1259 and encodes 387 amino acids. Lineage: Eukaryota; Metazoa; Chordata; Actinopteri; Cypriniformes; Cyprinidae.
UAAUGUUCAGCGUCACUGUGUUUCCGGGGAGAAGCUAAAGAGGGGCACACUGAAGUCUGUAUUGUCAAAUACGGUCGCAUGUGAGGUAAUCGGUGAUGAUGAUGGACACUCUGGAGGACACCUUUAGGACUCUCUCCAUUGCCAGGAGGCUACAGCCCAGUGAUGCCACGUACAUUUUGGAGCUCUCCUGUGCCAGCAGUGGGUCAGAUGUGCUGGCUGUGUGCUGCUCCAAUCACUCUGUGCACCUGCACAGCAGAGAGACGCUCCGCCUGGUGGGUGACUUCCAGGGUCACACAGCUCCUGUGUGUGGGGUGCGUUUCUCUCAUCUCUCCCCUCACCUGCUGUUCACCGGCUCUGCUGAUGGGACACUGCGGUGCUGGGACGUCCGGCGGCCUGGUUCUGAUGCCACCCAGGUGUUCCACAGUGAUUCGACACAUUCGUACUGCUCGUUUGAUGUGAGCUGUAGUGAUCGUGUGCUGUGCGCAGGCACAGAGCAGGUGGGGGAGGACAGUUUUUUGGUAUUCUGGGAUGCCCGUAUGGUUCAGGGUGGUGGUGAGAUGGGUGGUCUGCUGGGCGUUUACUCAGAGUCCCACAGUGAUGACAUCACUACAGUGAAGUUCCACCCCCAGCAGGCAGAUCGUUUGGCUUCUGGAGCCACAGAUGGGCUUGUGAACGUGUUCGAUCUGAGUCUGGGUGGAGAGGAUGAUGCUCUUGUGACCACCUGUAACUGCAAUUCCUCUGCCAGCUCUCUCUGCUGGACAGGCAAAGAUCUUGACCAGUUGUUUUGUCUGACUCAUGAUGAAGGGCUCCACCUGUGGGAUGUGGCUCGCCCAGACAGUGAUGACACUCUGACCCUUCUGAGCUCGGCAGAUGCUCGAACACUUGUCCAGCUCCCUGAUGGAGCGUCGCUUGAGUACUUUGUGGGCGGUACAUGGCUGUCAGAUGAGGAGCGUAUUCUGUUAGUGGGAGGGAGUAAUCAUGGAGAGCUCCACCUCCUGGACUGCAGUGGGCGUGGUCUGAGGUUCAUUAAAUCCCUCAGAGGGGGUCAUUCAGCUACAGUGAGGUGCUUCCAGUGGGAUGCGAUCAGUCAGUCUCUGUUGACGGGUGGAGAAGAUGGCCAGUUGUUGCAGUGGAAAGCAGGAGCAGAGGAAAUCAGUGUGGGAAAGAAAGAUUCUCUGAAAAGCAUCUCCUCCAUGCAGCUCAAAACUAAAGCUCACAGAAAACAAGCUGUACAGAAAGACCGCUCAAAACUAGCAUGAUCACAUGCACAGGACAAACUCAGAUUUCACUAAGAGACAGUUGACACUGAAACAAAUUGGUUAUGUGACAGAAGUCUCAGAGAA